CUAAAAACCUCUCAAAGUCAUUUCCUUGUUUCCUUCCUUCGAAGCUUCCUCGCUUUCCGUCUCGUCUCCAAAUUAUUGCCAUCAUACUACAUACGACCAUCCUCCAACUACGGGCUCCGCUGCAGAAUUCUGAGACACCCAUGGAUUGGGGAAACGUAACAGCGGAGGAUCUCAUCGACGCCCUCCGCGAGGUCGACUGGUCCUCGCCACCGCGCCCUCUCUCCGAAUUCUUCUCCAGAUUCACCGUCCCCAGAUCUUACGCCAAAUGGAAUAGCCGCCUCAAAUGCAAUCUCUACUACUAUCGAACCAACUACUUCAUUUUGAUCAUAGUCAUCCUUGGAUUGGGUUUUCUUCGGAGGCCUGUUGCUCUUGUAGCUGCUUUUAUGACGGCACUUAGCAUUGCUUUUCUGAAUGACAGCUUUGCAGGUACUUUUAGUGAGAAGGUAACAAGAUCAGUAAGGCAGUUCUCCCCACACUUGGCUGCAAAGAUGAGGCCUCCUCUUACGCCUGUUCUUCGUGGACGUCCAUCAGCUAAAAGAGCAGUAUAUAUUUGUGGUCGGCCUCGUUGGGUGCUUCUUUCAAUAUUCUCUACUGUGAGUUUCAUCCUUUGGUUUGUUUCUUGUGGUCUCUUAACCGUCUUAUGGGCUAUUGCCAUUGGACUGCUUGCCGCCAUCUCACAUGCAAGUUUUCGAACACCUAAUUUGAAAGCUCGUUUGAACACAUUCCGUGAGGAAUUUCGGGCAGUUUGGCGCAAUUAUAGUGAUCUGUAACUUGGAUAGAGUUUGCAGGAUUGAAUUGUUCCUGAUGCUCAUACCGGUCGUCAUUUUCAAUUUGGGAUCAGCUUAUGCUACUUCUGGUAUAAAUAAUUUCUCUUGGCUGCUACUGGAAUCUUAGGUGAAAGCUGCUAAUCUAUGCAGAUCACCCGCUUGUAAAUUGUCAGGAAUUCGUAUUUCUGUAAAGCAAACUGUUUUCAUUUGUUACUCGUAUGUAGAAUAAACCAUGGAGCAUUUAUAUGCGGUAAGCACAAAUGUUGCUGGGAUAUCGGGGCACACCUUAAAUGCCAACCCCAGUUUGUGACAGGAUUCGAUAUUGCUUAGUAGAAAUUUGUCAUCCAGUUGCCUGUAUGGAUGGUAGUAUCUUUUUUCCCCUUUUAAGUUUUCCUUGUUCAUUUUGUUAA
Molecule: messenger RNA, 1177 nt
Organism: Juglans regia (Persian walnut)
Lineage: Eukaryota; Viridiplantae; Streptophyta; Magnoliopsida; Fagales; Juglandaceae
Product: PRA1 family protein A1-like
Exons: 9
Coding region: 141-770 (209 amino acids)
Cellular component (GO): membrane
Source: RefSeq, a predicted model, not a curated record